AUAAAUUUAAGUUUGAUCUUAUAAACUGAUUAGUUUGAUUUCUCUUAUGGGGCAACCCUAGAAUUUCAAUUAACUAGAGUUUUCUUUUUUGGUGUAAGGUCAUUUUCUUGCCUUAUAUUCCAUUCUAUCUCCAUUUCAAUUUCUUCAUUCUUAAACUUUAUUUCUUUCUUUGUUAUUCUCUACACACUUCAAUUUAUCUUCCAAAAUUAUUAAUAUAGGGUUUUUGAACAUUACAUUCUUAUUCGCUUGCAUGUGUACGAUUGUUACUUCUAUGCCAAUUGAAAAUCGUUACGUGAUAUUAAAAUGUUCUUCAAAAAUCAGUCCAUUCAACUGUUUCUAUCACAUCCGAGCAUGCGAUUUAUUUUCAAAAGUAAAAUGCUAGAUUAGUUUCUCACAUUCGAAUUUAUAAAGUUCGGUAAAUUUCACUAGUAGUACUUUGAUGUAUAUAUGAUCAUAAUGAGGAUUUCUUGCAUGUUCUUAUAUCUUAUGAAGUGCCCUUUACUUUUUCUUUGUGGGAAAAAAAUCUAAAUGUUGGUUCAUAACAGGCAAUGGUUUAAUUUAUUUUCUAAGCACCAACAAGAAAUGCCAGAAUCAGACAACUUUCCUUUUAUAGAAACUCCACUCUUUCUUUGCUUUUUCUUUUUAGCUAUUGGAGCUUGGAACACUACUUCUAAACAUGUCACAUGAAAGAACAGAUGCAUUUAAUCUCUCUUUACGAACAUUUGUGUUGUUCUAAACUGGUACUAUAACUAAGGAGAAACGAUUGGAUCUGAUCAAGACACCAAAAUCUUGGAGUGUUUUGAUGUCGAAAAACAGAAUAAAGACAUAUCUUAUAGAUUCUCUCUAAGAUAAUUAAGGUCACAGUAGGAAAAUUUUACCCGAGUAUAAAUCUAUCUUAAGAACCAAUCUGUAAUUUCUCAAAGAUCACACACAAUUCUUGUUUCUUGUGGCUCAAGACAAACCUCUGUUUCUCUUCUUUGAUGCUUGGUUUGAACGAUGAUAUCACGAGCCCUCUUAGUGCUCAAAUCUUCGAUUUUUGUGAUCCACAACAGUUUGAAGAAACUUUCAAUCAAUCAUCUGAAGUCAACUCUGUUUCAAACAUUCUUGACAAAUCUGGGAGCUUCCAAGACACUAACACGACUACAACAACUGAGAACAGUAACACCAACAUGAACAACAUAUUUCAAGAUGAUGAAGAUGACAACAAUAACGCUGAUCUGUCCAUAGUUUUCGAUUCACGUGAUGAUUUUGAAAACGACAUAGCAGCUUCAAUCGAUUUCUCAUCAUCCCCAUUGCAAUAUCCACUUAUAGAUCAGCUCCUUACAACAACAAAUCAAGACCAGUUUGAUUUCUCAUCCGGAGCUCAGAUUGUUCAUCAGCUUCCUAACAUUCCACACUCUGGAGACAAUCUGGCUCUACCAGCGGUUUCUUCUAUAGCUCCUCCUCUAUUACCAUUAGGGGUUUUCGAAGAAGACUGUCUUUCUUCUGUCCCAAGUUACAAUCUUGGCUUAAACCCUAACCCUUGCUCUUUCUUUCGUACUUCCGGUUUACCGGCAUAUAUGAGCACCGGUUUAUUAUCUUCUGAUAAUAGUUCUGGUUUAUAUCCCGGACAUAUUCAUCUGGGACCAGAUUUCAACAAACCACGUGAUCAACUUAUGGAUUUUCAAACUGAUAAUGGUGGAUUAUUCUGUCCGGAUUCCAUCAAAGGCAUCUUUAAUCCAGGAGAUCUCCAGGUACUUAAUGGCGUCGAGAACCAAAGCCAAUUAGUGAUACCUCAAACUCAUCCAACAUUAGGACCGGUUGAGAUAACCGGUUUAGAAGAUUCAACGUUAAAUAAAGUUGUGAAACUCUCCCCUGAACAAAGAAAAGAGAGGAUCAAUAGGUACAUGAAGAAAAGAAACGAAAGGAAUUUCAGCAAAAAAAUCAAGUAUGCGUGUAGGAAAACAUUGGCUGAUAGUCGUCCAAGAGUUCGAGGAAGAUUUGCGAAGAAUGAUGAAUUUGGUGAACUAACUAAACAAGGUUCUUCAAGCCAUUAUGAUGAUGAAGACGGGGUGGGCUUAAAGGAUGAGGAACAAUUGGUAGAUUCUUCCGACAUUUUUGCACACAUUAGUGGACCCAAUUCCUUCAAGUGCAACUACUCAAUUCAGUCAUGGAUUUGAGUUUCAAGUCUUAUUAUAAGAUUCAUGUUUAUAACAUGAAUCUUAUAUAGUUAUAUAUAACUAGUACUCCUAUAGAGUUAUUUCUUGUUACUUAAUUAGUAUAUGUGUUUUUGUAAUGCUGCCGUCAAAACAAAAUAACAAAAUAAAGAAAGAAAGAAUAAUGGGCGGCUUAGGUAGGUUUGGAUGAAUAAAACAGUUGUGAAGAAGGAUGUUUUUUCACUAAAAACAAUGAAUAAGCGAAGAAGAUUGUCUAACUACUUUACAUAGAAAAUUGCAAAUUUUGUAGAUAUAUGUAGUGCCUUGUAUUUAAAAGAUAUGACAUAUGGAAUGUCUUUAGUAAAAAGGCUUAAAAGUUUUUAUUUCACCUGAAUACUAUAUUAUAAACCUUGGCCAUAGAUCUACACACUCUUUUCUGGUAGCUCCAGUAAUCGCAGAACCUAAAAUCUCAUAAUAUGUUGAAAAGAUCUUAUAUAGAAAACAUGAUGUACAUGAUAAAAAAAAUGUGAUGACUGAUUAAUGAGUUCCGUAAGAGAAAUGAAUGGGCAAAGUACCUUUCAUUUCUUCCUUAGGGUUAACAAUUACACCCGCAUUAUCUACAAGCGUACGAGAUGGGGAGAUGAAAACCGUCAUCUCAAAAAGAUAUAUUAUGAUCCAACAUCAAGAGUUUAAAUGUACAAUACUAAUAUUAAAAGACUUAAACCAAUCCAUUUGUUUUGUUUUGAGUUGAAAGUCCAUGUAAUCUUUUUCUUCUGUAUUACUAUUUUUUCUUCUGCCACAUAUAAUGAAUUGAUGAAAAUCUCAUUUUAUUUAUUCAACAAAUAUUACACAACAAUAUAUCCAAGAACACAAACGUUUUAUUCCACAUAGAGUUUUUGUUUUCUGUCCUUUUCCUAAUUAAGAUUGAGAGCAUAAUAAUACAAACGGACAAAUUUAAAAGAUAAGCAAAUUAAAUGCUUAGUCUUGCUUGCGAGAAUCGGCCUUCUCUUUAUUCUUUUUAGCACAGUAUUCAAAGAAACUUGCAUCAAAGACACCUCUCACAGCUUCUUUAGACACGAACCCUUCCUCAUCCUUUGCAAGAAGAUAGACUAGUAGCCAUUCAACUUUAUUCGCAAGCCUGCCACACACCAA
Messenger RNA from Brassica napus (rape), 3287 nucleotides. Its product is annotated as zinc finger protein CONSTANS-LIKE 12. Gene Ontology annotation, molecular function: protein binding. Gene Ontology annotation, biological process: regulation of flower development. The record is from RefSeq and is a predicted model, not a curated record. The coding region runs from base 981 to 2159 and encodes 392 amino acids. Gene Ontology annotation, cellular component: nucleus. The transcript is spliced from 5 exons. Lineage: Eukaryota; Viridiplantae; Streptophyta; Magnoliopsida; Brassicales; Brassicaceae.